Molecule: messenger RNA, 1059 nt
Organism: Penicillium expansum
Lineage: Eukaryota; Fungi; Ascomycota; Eurotiomycetes; Eurotiales; Aspergillaceae
Product: Glycoside hydrolase, superfamily
Exons: 2
Coding region: 1-1059 (352 amino acids)
Biological process (GO): pectin catabolic process
Molecular function (GO): glucosidase activity
Source: RefSeq, a predicted model, not a curated record
AUGCUUCCCUACCUCUUUCUAGCUGCCGCUCAGCUUUUCGCCUCAACAUCCGCCGCAAUAACCUACAAAGGCGUGGAUAUCUCUUCCCUCCUCAUCGAGGAAGGUAAAGGCAUUUCUUACAAGAACCUCGCUGGUACACCGGAAAAGCUGGAAACCAUCCUCUCAGCCAGCGGCAUCAACUCUGUUCGCCAGCGUGUCUGGGUGAAUCCCAGUGAUGGAUCAUACGACCUGGACUAUAACGUUAAGCUCGCAAAGAGAGUACAGGCGCAGGGCAUGACCACGUUUCUCGACCUGCAUUACAGUGAUACAUGGGCGGAUCCAAGUGCACAGAGCGCUCCCUCGGCCUGGUCCAAAACGGACAUCGGAGUCUUGGCUGGACAAGUGUACGACUAUACCCUGAAGGUAUGCAACACGUUUGCGGACAACAAGCUCGAUAUAGAGAUUGUCUCCAUCGGCAACGAAAUUCGGAGCGGCCUGGCAUGGCCCCUGGGCGGAACAAGCAGCUACAGCAACAUUGCACGGAUCCUGCACUCCGCCGCAUGGGGUGUGAAGGACUCCAAGCUGGCAACCACUCCCAAGAUCUUGAUCCACCUCGACAACGGCUGGGACUGGGGGGCUCAGUCGUGGUUCUAUAAGCAAGUUCUGGCAUCCGGGUCUGCGCUCCUCUCCACGGACUUCGACUACAUCGGCGUCUCUUAUUACCCCUUCUUCUCUGCGGAUGCGACGCUCGCUUCACUGAAGACGAGUCUUGCGAAUCUGCACUCGACGUACAAUAAGGAGACGCUGGUUGUUGAGACGAACUGGCCGGUUACUUGUCCUAAUCCCGCUACUGCAUUCCCGUCGGAUCUCAAGGAUAUUCCCUUUUCGGUUGCUGGGCAGCAGACUUUUCUUAACAGGCUUGGUGAUGCUGUCAAGUCUGUUGGUGGAUUGGGCAUUUAUUACUGGGAACCUGCUUGGGUUGAUAAUGCGGGACUUGGAAGCAGUUGUGAUGAUAACUUGUUCUUUUCUUGGUCGAAUGAUCAGGCCAGGGCUAGUCUGAAUACAUUGGGUAGUCUGUGA